AUGUUGCGAGCUUUAGCGAGACCCCUCGAACGGUGUCUGGGAAGCAGAGCGAGUGGUGAUGGUUUACUAUGGCAAUCGGAAUUGAGACCUCAUGCCGGUGGAGAUUAUUCGAUCGCGGUGGUUCAAGCCAAUUCCAGAUUGGAAGAUCAGAGUCAAGUCUUCACAUCUUCUUCUGCUACUUACGUUGGUGUCUACGAUGGUCAUGGUGGUCCUGAAGCUUCUAGAUUCGUUAAUAGACAUCUCUUUCCUUAUAUGCACAAAUUCGCAAAAGAACAAGGAGGACUAUCUGCAGAUGUUAUAAGAAAAGCAUUUAAAGAAACCGAAGAGGAGUUUUGUCAUAUGGUUAAACGAUCGCUACCGAUGAAACCGCAAAUGGCUACUGUAGGAUCUUGUUGUCUUUUUGGUGCUAUCUCUAAUGGCACACUGUAUGUCGCGAAUCUUGGGGACUCGAGAGCCGUUCUUGGGAGCGUUGUUGCAGGGGAUAGUAAUAGUAAUAAUAAUCAUAAGGGCGCUGCAGCUGAAAGGUUAUCCACUGAUCAUAAUGUUGCUGUUGAAGAAGUGAGAAAAGAGGUUAAGGCACUUAACCCCGAUGAUUCACAAAUCGUUAUUUACACGCGUGGAGUUUGGAGGAUUAAAGGCAUAAUUCAGGUAUCAAGAUCAAUUGGGGACGUAUACUUGAAGAAACCCGAGUUUUACAGAGACCCGAUAUUCCAGCAACAUGGAAAUCCCAUUCCUUUGAGGAGACCCGCGAUGACAGCAGAACCAUCCAUUAUAGUAAGGAAGCUUAAGCCACAGGACUUGUUUCUGAUAUUUGCAUCAGAUGGUCUCUGGGAACAUCUUAGCGAUGAAGUAGCCGUAGAAAUCGUCCUCAAACACCCAAGAACUGGGAUUGCGCGAAGACUUGUAAGAGCAGCUCUCGAAGAAGCUGCAAAGAAGAGAGAAAUGAGAUACGGAGAUAUAAAGAAAAUCGCCAAGGGAAUCCGACGACAUUUCCACGACGAUAUAAGCGUCAUUGUUGUUUAUCUCGAUCAACACAAAUCCGCUUCAUCGAAUGGUAAAUUGGUCCAACAAGGAGGUGUCACCGCACCAGCGGACAUCUACUCGUUACGGUCUGAUGAAGCAACGCAACGACAGCUACUCAAUGUGUUAUACUGA
Messenger RNA from Arabis nemorensis, 1155 nucleotides. The record is from the annotation of a GenBank genome assembly. NCBI's taxonomy places the organism in Eukaryota, Viridiplantae, Streptophyta, Magnoliopsida, Brassicales, Brassicaceae.